AUGGCAUUCUUGUUUGAAGUAAACCAUAAAAGACUGUGUGGUGAGGAACGUUAUACAGGCAAGCUACAAAGUCUUGCAAAGUUUGAUGCAGAAUUUUUUAAUCUUCCCCCUGCAAUAGUCCAUAAAUUGGAUCCACAAGCUCGAAUCAUGACUGAGGUUGUUUAUGAAGCUAUAAUUGAUGCUGGUGUGAAUCCUCUAACCCUCCGAGGCUCUCGUACUGGAGUUUUUGUGGCAAUGUGCUCUUGUGAUGCUGAGUUUUACUGGUUUUCUGGUAUGCGCUCAUUCAACAAAACAGAGGCAUUACAUUCUUUCAGAAGUCUUAUUGCAAACAGAAUAUCAUACAUCUUUGAUUUCAAAGCUGAUGGAUAUGUAAGAAGUGAAGCAGUAGCAGCAAUAUUUCUUCAAAAAUCGGAUGUUGCUUAUCGUCAUUAUGCUGAAAUUGUGGCUAUUGGCACAAACACUGAUGGCCAUAAAAGCACAAGCAUAUCUUAUCCAUCAAGAGAGAUGCAGUUACGUUUGUUGGAGGAGACCUACCGAUCAGCUGCUGUUGACCCAGCAAGUGUGGAUUAUAUUGAAGCCCAUGGGACAGGCACAAAGGCGGGGGAUCCUGAAGAAUUGGGUGCAAUAGCAGAUUUAUUUUUGAAGAAAAGAUCAUCUCCUUUGUUGAUAGGUUCUAUCAAAUCAAAUAUGGGCCAUACAGAAGCAGCUUCAGGAAUAUGUUCUGUAAUCAAAUCACUAUUAGUUCUAGAAAAUAAUGAAAUUCCUCCCAACCUGCAUUACAAAAAUCCAAACUCUAAAGUGCCAGCUCUUUUAGAUGGAAGACUGAAGGUGGUCACUGAGCGACUUAAAUGGCAUGGUAACUUCAUUGCUGUUAAUUCCUUUGGAUUGGGUGGAUCAAAUUCACAUAUAAUUCUGAGAAGACCACAAUCAACCCAGAGAAAAGAUUCUUUCAUAUAUCCUCUAACUAAAGUAAUCUGUGUAUCUGGACGCAGUCAAGUGGCUGUGAAAACCCUGCUGACUAAAAUCUGCAACAAACAGAGAAAACCAGUGUGGUUUGUUUUUUCUGGACUUGGUAGCCAAUGGCCAGCUGCAGGGCGAGUGUUUCUGCAGCUAUCAAUCUUAAAAGAUGUCAUAAGACAGUGUGCUGAGUCACUUUAUCCAUUCAAAAUUGAUCUUUUUGAACUUCUCGAAGAUGAAGAUGAUACAUACACAGAUCACACUAAAGCAUUCAUUUCCAUUGUUACAGUACAGAUAUGCUUAGUCACUCUACUGAGAGCAGCUGGAGUGGAGGCAGACGGCUUCAUAGGGCAUUCACUUGGAGAAAUUGCAGUGGGUUAUGCAGAUGGUUGCUUAACAGCUCAACAGGCAGUACUUAGUGCUUACUACAGGGGAGAAGCUAUGAGAAAUAAGGAAUUCAGUGGUGGAGCAAUGCUUUCAGCAGGAAUUUCUGCAGAGCAAGCAAAAGAUAUCAUCCCUCCCUGUGUUGAUAUUGCAUGCUACAAUAGUUCUAGUCAUAUUGCAUUAUCAGGUCCAAGAUCAGAAAUUGCAAUGUUGAAGAAGCAGCUCAGCAGACAGGAUGUGAUUGUGAAAGAGAUUGAAGCAGGUGGAAUUGCAUUUCAUAGCAGAUACAUAAAGUCUGCUGAGAAUAUACUCUUGCAGAAUAUGAGAAAGGUGAUACCCAAACCAAGAAAAUGUUCAGAGAAAUGGAUUUGUUCCAGUGUACCUAAGAAUGAAUGGGAUUCUAAAUCUGUUAAAGAAUGUUCUGCGGAAUACCUAACACAUAACAUGAUGUCACCGGUAUUAUUUGCAGAUGCACUGUCUAUGGUACCACACAAUGCAUUUGUAAUAGAAAUAGCUCCACGAGGAAUACUGCAAAGCGUAAUGCGUGGAGGACUACCUAGUUCUGUGACAAUAGCAAGUGCAAUGUCACGUUAUGACAACUCUUUGUUGCAGUAUUCUCUUGUUCUGGGAAGAUUGUAUUUGUCUGGGUCACAAAUAUGUCUUACAAAACUCUACCCUCACAUUGAAUACCCAGUCCCUGCUGGAACACCACAUAUUUCACCUCUAACAGUAUGGAACCAUGAUCAAGAGUGGUUUGUACCAAUUUUCUCUGAUAAGGAUUUUCUAAAUAAACAGUGCGACAAGUAUGAGAUUGAUCUGAACAAGCAUGAAGAUGAGUGGUACAAGGGUCAUACAAUUGAUGGAAGAAUAUUAUUCCCAGCAACAGGAUAUCUGGUUCUCGCUUGGAAGACAUUGGCAGCACAUAAAGGCUUCAAGUAUGAAACUCUGCCAGUCAUUUUUCACAAUGUGCACUUUCAGAGGACAACUGCGUUUCCUUCCACUGGGAAACUCACUUUCUUUGUUGAGAUGAUCUUUACAGAAGGACAAUUCAUUAUUUGUGAAAGUGACCAAAUAGUUGUGUCUGGUCAGAUAUUUGUCUGCCAGGAACCAGAGAAGGAAUUUAUUUGCCUGAAUAAAGCUUCCCAGACUGGUGAACGAAGUACUAUGCCAUUACUCAAGAGCAAGGAAGCGUAUUUGGAUUUGCGUUUACAUGGGUAUCAAUACACAGGAGUCUUUAAGGGAAUGUUGGAAAUAGAUGAUAGUGGAGCCAAAGUUCAUUUUACCAAUAACUGGGUUGCUCUGAUGGACUCUGUUCUGCAGGCAGCCAUAAUGAAGAGUGCUUUCAGGUAUUUCUCACAUAUCUGUUUUCCAACAAAACUGCAGAAGGUGAUUAUUGACCCGCAGAAAGUUUGUCAGACAGGUGAAGUCCUAUAUGUCAUUGUUGAUGAAACAUUAAAAACUGUUGGCUGUGAGGGGAUGCAGUUCUCUGGUGCAGAGACAGCAGCAGUACCACGCCAGUCACCAAAUGAAGAGCCAUUGUGCAAUUACCAAAAUUUCGUACCAUAUCACAAUUUUUGUACAGAUACAGUUACAGCUCUUGGCCUUUGUCUGCAAAUUUUUAUUGAAAAUUGUGUUAAACAGGCUAACUUUAAAAUUGCUGUUUUCUCAGAGAAUGAUAAAGCUAAAUAUAGUUCAGCAGUUUCAAAAUGGUUUUCUGAAACUACAUGGAUUAGGGCGAAACUAUAUCUGAUUUGUGAGACAAAUUCUACAGAAGAAGCCACAAAACUUGGUACAGAAAUAACUGUCUGCAGUAAACCAAAAAUAAAUGAUUAUGAUCUAGUGCUAACUGAUAGUUUAGAUCAGAAACGAAGUGUGACAAUGAAACAUGAUGGUUUCAUGAUUCUACUUUCAAACACUGAUAGUCUUCAUACAGAUAUGAAAGUGCUAUCAAGAAUUUCUUCAAGUGAUGGAACAUACAUAUACUUGCUCCAAAAGGAAGUAAGUAAAGUGGUCUUAUAUGUUGAAUAUACAAGUAUGAAUAUGAAAUGA
Molecule: messenger RNA, 3390 nt
Organism: Schistocerca nitens (vagrant locust)
Lineage: Eukaryota; Metazoa; Arthropoda; Insecta; Orthoptera; Acrididae
Product: fatty acid synthase-like
Exons: 17
Coding region: 1-3390 (1129 amino acids)
Biological process (GO): fatty acid biosynthetic process
Molecular function (GO): fatty acid synthase activity
Source: RefSeq, a predicted model, not a curated record